Cicer arietinum (chickpea) is the source of this 1382-nucleotide messenger RNA. Its product is annotated as WAT1-related protein At5g64700. Lineage: Eukaryota; Viridiplantae; Streptophyta; Magnoliopsida; Fabales; Fabaceae. Gene Ontology annotation, cellular component: membrane. The record is from RefSeq and is a predicted model, not a curated record. Gene Ontology annotation, molecular function: transmembrane transporter activity.
UGUCUUACUACUCACUUACUUGAGUAUUGAUUGCACAUAUAUCAAAAUAACAUUUGUGUCAUCAAUCUUAUCGUUAAUUGAUUUUCACCACUCACUCAUCACAUAUAUACCUCUCAUUUAUAAUAAUCAUAAAUCAAGAAAGAAAAAAAAAAACAUGAAAGUAAACAAUCCUUAUGUGGUUGUGAUAAUCAUACAAGCCAUAUAUGCUGCCAUGUUUCUUCUCUCAAAAGCUGCAUUCGACCAUGGAAUGAAUAAUUUCGUCUUUGUCUUCUAUAGACAGGCUUCAGCCACUAUUUUCCUAAUACCUUUUGCUUUCUUCUUUGAAUGGAAAAGUGCACCGCCUCUACCAUUCACAACCUUUUGCAAGAUCUUCUUCAUUUCUUUCAUUGGGAUAACAUCGAGCUUGGACAUAUAUGGUAUUGCCCUAAUAAACACUUCUGCAACUUUGGCUGCUGCUACUACAAAUUGUCUUCCAGUUAUUACCUUCUUUUUGGCACUCUUACUCAGGAUAGAAGUUUUGAGAGUAAAAACAACUGCUGGGGCUGCUAAGCUGGCUGGGGUUGUGGCAUGUUUGGGUGGAGCAGCAACCCUUGCUUUUUAUAAAGGUCCUCAUUUAGAACUUUUAAGCCAUUUUCACUUUUUUGGGUACCACAAAACCCAACAAAUUCAGGGUCACGUUCUAUCUGGGUCAUCAUCAUGGAUCAAGGGUUGCUUCCUCAUGCUUCUUUCAAACACCUUUUGGGGAAUGUGGCUUGUACUACAAACUUUUAUCAUAAAAGGGUACCCUUCAAAGCUGCUACUUACAACUCUUCAGUGUUCCUUAAGCUCAAUUCAGUCUUUGAUCAUAGCCUUGGCUGUAGAAAGAGACGUUGAACAAUGGAAGAUGGGUUGGAAUGUCAGACUCGUUGCUGUGUUAUAUUGUGGAAUUAUGGUGACUGGUGUAACAUAUUACUUACAAACAUGGGUUAUAGAGAAGAGAGGACCAGUGUUUCUAGCCAUGUCAAAUCCAUUAGCUUUAAUCAUGACUAUAUGCUCCUCUGCGAUUCUUCUGGGAGAGAUAAUUAGUUUGGGAAGCCUUUUAGGUAGCUGCGCUUUGGUUUUAGGACUGUACUGUGUGCUGUGGGGGAAAAGCAGAGAAGAAAUGCCCAAAGUUUCGUUAGAUUUGGAGCAAGCUUCGUGUUAGAGUGAAACUAACACGAGAUUAUUAUGGUAGAUAAAUAUUUAAAAAUUGUUGUAAAUUAUAAAAGCGAAUAGUAUUGUUCUUUGGAAGAAAAAAUUCAUUACAUUAAUCGUUAUUAUGAUUAAAAUGAUGACUCAAUUUGGGUCAGACAAAAAAAAUAAAGAAAACAAAUAUCAAGAUCUCAAAACUCACUUAUAUCCAA